AUGACACUUCCCCUACCACCUACCAAAGCCGCCGAUGUCCCGAUCUGCUGCGACCCUGAAGAUCCGGCGUCGAUCUGUAAUGUUUCGCGUCUAGAUGGACCGCCGGUGACAAGCAGCUCCAGAUCUGGUGAAGCCAGUUUUCUUUUAAAUUAUAACAAUUGGAUUCUACAGUUAUUGAAAUGUCCGAUUAAAUUGCGAAAGAAGAAAGUAAAAGCCGUGAAGUUGGAUCUACAACCAGAGGAUGUAACCAUCAAGGCUGAUUGUCUUAGUAUUGGGGAAGGAUUCUCUCGGAAGGGAUUAUUGAAGAAGGUGGCGGAUCGACAAGUAAAGGAGCUUGACAGAUUGUUAUCGGAAAUUGAGGGGGCUAGAUUGAGUGAAGGAAGCUUGAAGGAGAGGAUACAAGAAGUUGGAGAUUUUAGGGUUUCGGCGAAGAACACCAAACAACAACUCCUUUGGUCAGAGAAGGUUGAACGUGAAGAAGGGAAGCAAGGCUGCGAAAAUUUUGACGUAGAUAAACAAAGAACUCCUACUGGAAAGCUUGAAUUCAUCCAGCCACGACACUGUGAAGGCAUGAUAAUUGGGCAGAUCAGAGAAGAGGAUGUGAAAACUGAGGCUAAAUACUGGGCUUCAUCAAUCGUCUGUUUUGUACCGGGAUCGAACCCUCCCUUUUGGGUUUUGAAUGAUUAUAUUAGAGGGAGAUGGGGUCAAUUUGGAAUUGACAAGGUAAUACUCCUCCCUAGUGGCUUGUAUGUUGUUCGUUUUUCUACCAUGCAUGCUAGAGAAGAGGUUUUGCGCAUUACUAUCCAUCAAUUUGGCUCUGGACCAUUCAUAGUUAAUCCUUGGACUGCAAAAAUGAGAUUGAAUUAUAGAGAAGUUGGAAAGGAAGGUGGAGCUGUGUGGGUUUUUUUUGGUUCGGUGGUGAUGCUGGUUAAAGUGAUGAUGAUGAUGUCGAAGUUCAAGGCUGAUGGAUGGUCAAGGUGGUGGUCGGCGGAGGUGAUCAAGGAAGCAAAGUGGAGCAGCAAUGAAUGCAUGGUUAAUAAACCAAGAGCGCAGUUUGCUCGUUUGUUGGUGGAAAUGGAAAUUAGUGAUACAAUGUCUGAUAAAAUAGUCUACAAAGAUGAAACUGGCAAUAUUAGAAUGCAGAAGGUGAUAUAUGAAUGGUUGCCUGCUAAAUGCAAUAACUGUAAGGGAUAUAGGCACUUGAAAAAGGCUUGUAAGAAGGGUCAGGACAAAGUAGGAAAGAGGCACAAAGUGGUUCAGAUUGAAUGGAGAAGGGUAGAGAAGGAUAAAGGGAUUGGUAACAAUACUGGUAGUUCAGAAUUGAUCACUGCUACUAAGGAGGUCAUUGCUGAAAAUUUCUCUAAUGAGGAAGCUCAAAAAGAGACCACAUCUAUUGAUAAUCACCGAGGUACCAGUAGACUAACUAGGCAACAAGGAAAUUGGGUUGAAAAGAAACCGGGCUUAGCUGUGUCAUCACAGAGUUAUGAGGACUCUGGAAAACAAGUGCAUGCCUGGGAAAGUUUUGAAAACCAUUUUGUUCAAUAUUACAAGCAACCGCUAGGGAGAGUAUCUAAUAUGAAACCUGCAAACAAUAAGAUUUUUACAUUGGGACCAGUGCUAAAUGUCGAGCAGCUACUCAGAUUAGUUCAACCUGUGAAGAAAGAGGAAGUCAAAGCUGCAAUCUGGGACAUGAAUGUCAACAAAAGCCAUGAGCCUGAUGGUUGUGGAGCAGGAUUCUUCAAGGCAUCUUGA
Messenger RNA from Oldenlandia corymbosa var. corymbosa, 1752 nucleotides. The record is from the annotation of a GenBank genome assembly. NCBI's taxonomy places the organism in Eukaryota, Viridiplantae, Streptophyta, Magnoliopsida, Gentianales, Rubiaceae.